CGCGCAAUGUGGGUUUAGUGUUCGGUUAAGUCUCCGACACAGAGGAGAUUAUCCCAAGCUUCAAUCCACCAUACUUCGGACAAGUUACUGCAGUAAGUCCUUCGAAUCGAUCCCUUGCUGACGUCAAUGUUAAAAAGACGCAGAGAAAUUGCAAUAAAUAGCAACAAUCAGAGAGAAACGUGUGUGGGUUUUGAUACCUGAACUCUAGUAGCGCUGUUGAAAGUGCAACCAGUCAAAAAAUUGGUGCUGUUUGUUUGUUUUAUGGCAAGUGAAAAAUUGCUUGUUGUUGUGGAGACACUUCUGGUUUGUAAUACGUAUUAUUUUUGCUACGAUGUGUGUGCUAAUUUGAGGUUUUAUGCUUAGACAACUCCUUAUCGUAUUACAUUGGAUUGCAAAUGAGGCGUUAUGCAACUGUAGCAAAAAUGGAAGGAGAAUCACUUUGAUGUAUUUUCUUAAAAGUGGAGAAUGGCAAAAAUAGUGCAAUAAACACAUAACUGCUUGUAAAAGGCAGGCGUCUCAUAAUUUUGUGAUAACAUCCGCAGUUUGUUUACAUUUUGUUUUACGCUUAGACACCUCUUCUUCGUAUUGGAUAAAGACCUGUGGUAUUCUGAAAAAAGUGAUUUCCUUCUUAUCGAAGUAGAUAAAUUAUCCUGUGUCGUGGCGCCGAAAAUAAUGGAAACAACACUUCCAAAUUCCAUUUAUAGAUUGCCGUGAACGCGAAAAGAUGAGAGAAAGCGAAAAAGGGGUCAUUCUGUGUCCCUUCUUCCUGUCACGGAAUUCACCCUGAAUCCGUUAUCACACAAGUCAGCUGUUUCUUACACAUCCCAUCUGUAUCACUGAAGAAUGCACAGUAAAUGACAAAGAUGUUCAAGCGAUACCCAAAGUAUACACCGGGCCAGGAACUAGCCACGAAAUUCUGGUGGAGCAUCACGCAGCUGGCAGCCACGGCGGUGCACGAUAUUUUCAUCCUCGUGUAUUCCUCUCUGCCCAACACCAAGAACGGCAGCGUGAGCGUCAGCGACUAUCUCGAGAAGGCCAAGAAGAAGCACGUUCUGCAGGAGCUUCACGAUGGAGGCUUUGACAUCGCCAAUUUCAAAGUCAGUCCAAAGAAGGCCGUCUUCUACGACCUUCAGGCUAUACGCAAAAUUCUCGACCACGUGAUGGCCAAACCACAGCAUGCUGAGGAACUGAACACCUUCAGACAAUUGGUGAAGAAGCUCGUCUACUUGAGAAACGCCCUGAGUCACCACAAGAUGAGAUCCACGAGCAUCCUCCAGCUCAUGAAGGACCUGGAGGAAGUGAAGGACAUCCUCUGGGAACUUUACAACCUGGCGGCGGAGGUGUCGGGAGGGACAAAGGCAGACACUGACCGAGCCUACCAUCUCUUGGAGCAGGAAUUAGACAGCCUCGUGUCCCCUGCCUCGAUUGCCGUUUGUCUCGGGUGUUCCGAAGAGCUGAAGUCAAAGGCAAAUGAGGACACUGAGGAAUAUGGGAAGAUGGGUGAACCUGGGCAGAACAAAGAUUACCAGAAGACCAAAGAAAAUAACAAUAUGGAAGGAUAUAGAACAAUCAAAGAAAAUGGAAAAGCCAUAGAAAAUAGGGCAGACAAAGGAAGUGCGAAUGUAGUAGGAAGAGACUCCAACGACUUGAAUGGUAUCAGUAGCAUCAGAACUAAUGAAAGAAAUGGAAAAACAUGCCUUCACAUCCAGCACAUGAUAGCUGCGCAGGAAGAAGGGAAAGAAGAUGCAAGAGACAGAUCCAGCAGCAGCGAGGAAGAAGUCCUAUCGUCCUCCGACACUGCGAGCUCCCCCGAGGAUUCCGAGUCCGACGCGCCCCUGCAAAACCGGGAAGAAGGACGAGACUUUCCAGCGGUCGAGGCAGAGGAGAGCUGCAGCAGUGACAGCGGCGAAACUCGUGAUGAAUGCAGCAGAGAUGAAGUUCAGUGCAAUGGAGACACCUUCCUUCUUGAACCAGAGUCAAAACCGGAUUCUCAAAGCGGAAAAGAGACAUCAUGUAUUUUUCUUACAGAGAUAGAUCAAAGCAACGAGAACUGCAGUAACAUCUUUAAAGGUGGCAUCAGCCCUGAUAACGGGACAGAGCCAGCUGUGCUUCCUAUUCAGUUGAUAGUGACACAACAUGAAAACAGCAGAGAAGAUACGAGCAGUAGCAGCGAGGAGGUACCAUCACUCCUAAAAGCUUCUUGUUCUUAUACUUUCCUUGGAGAGUCUCAGGUAGACUCGUUCCAACAAUAUAAAAGAGAUACACUUGAAAUAGAUACACUUGGCACUUUAGGCGUCAAGGCAGCUGGCGGCUCUGUCGGCUACGGCAGUGACAGCGGGGAAACAAUAGACAGCUGCAGUAGUGAAGAGAUCUUUACCUUAAUUCAAGGCAAUGAUACAAAACCAUCGAAUAAAGAUUAUGUUGAAGCAGACACGCCCCAGGGAAACGAAGGAAAUGCACCAGAUACUUCAUGUACCGCCACUCAGACAGACGCUAGUUACAGCAGCUACGAAGAGGACCUCUUAAUUCCCCAAAACAGCAACGUCGACCCGAUCUCUACCCGCCAGGACACCACGGAGCAUUUCGAGAAGAACCCACCGUCCUCCGAUCCUCAGCAUUUGAUACAUCCGAUGAAGUUUUUUUUAAUCGUCAUCUUAUUUUCUCGCGUUGGGUGUUUCUUCUGGAUUCUGAGACUCUUUGAGGUGAUGGCCGCCAUGUUCGUUGUGGUUUACAUUGGCAUCCAGUUUGUGUUCCUCCUGGCGACGGUUGUGGUCGUGAUGGACAGACAUUUGCAUGGAAGUCGUGCGGCGUCUUUGAAUAUGCCCGUCAGGGGUAUAUCCAGGCUUUGAGGAGUGUGUAUGCGUAUGAAUAUGCAUAUAUUUGUGUAAACACACACAAAUACGAAUAUGUGUGUGUGUGU
Penaeus vannamei (Pacific white shrimp) is the source of this 2920-nucleotide messenger RNA. RefSeq names its product dentin sialophosphoprotein. NCBI's taxonomy places the organism in Eukaryota, Metazoa, Arthropoda, Malacostraca, Decapoda, Penaeidae. The record is from RefSeq and is a predicted model, not a curated record.